CAAGAUGGCGGCCUGAAGGCAGCGGCAGCGGUGGAAACUCAAGACUCGGGGGCCCCAGGGACUGGAAGAAAUCAGUGCCUACUUGGAAAGAAGAAAAGGUAGCGACUUGCCCCAGCCCAACCCCAGAGCGGCUCCGGAGUUGGGCUGCUCACAAACCAAGCUGUCUGUUUGUAUGGAGUGCCAGGAGGGCGUCUGCCAUGAGUCUGUCGCUAACUGCACUAACCAGGAGAGCUGGCUGGUUGGGGAGAAGACACUAACCCUGAGCUGUUGGCUAGAGGAAGUGGAGGAGCUGUGGGAUGCGGAGAGCCAAGGGCUGAUUCCCGAACAGCGGAACAGAGAGAGCUGCCGACAAACAGACGCAGGUGGAGGAGCCCUUACCUCCCAGAAUGACCAGCACAGCCCCUGCUAAGAAACCCUACCGUAAGGCACCACCAGAGCAUCGGGAGCUGCGGCUGGAAAUUCCUGGAUCCAGGCUCGAGCAGAAGGAGCCCCUGACUGAUGCAGAAAGGAUGAAGCUCUUGCAGCAGGAGAAUGAAGAGCUUCGCCGGCGCCUGGCCUCGGCCACCAGACGCACCGAGGCCCUGGAGCGUGAGCUGGAAAUUGGGCAGGACUGCCUGGAGUUGGAGCUGGGCCAGAGCCGCGAGGAGCUGGACAAGUUUAAGGACAAGUUCCGCAGGCUGCAGAACAGCUACACUGCUUCACAGCGGACCAACCAGGAGCUGGAGGACAAGCUGCACACGCUGGCCUCUCUUAGCCACAGCUGGAUUUUUGCAAUCCAGAAGGCUGAGAUGGACAGGAAGACACUGGACUGGGAGAUCGUGGAGCUGACCAACAAGCUGCUGGAUGCCAAGAACACCAUCAACAAGCUGGAGGAGCUCAAUGAGCGGUACCGGCUGGACUGCAACCUGGCUGUGCAGCUCCUCCAGUGCAACAAGUCCCACUUCCGUAACCACAAGUUCGCUGAUCUGCCCUGUGAGCUACAGGACAUGGUUCAGAAGCAUCUGCACAGUGAUCCAGAGGCUGCCAGCCCAGGUCCUGCUUCCAGCCUGGCCCCAGGGGCUGUGGUGCCUACCUCGGUCAUUGCUCGGGUGUUGGAGAAGCCAGAGUCUCUAAUGCUCAAUUCAGCCCAGUCAGGCAGUACUGGUCGUCCCUUGGCUGAGGAUGUCUUUGUGCAUGUGGACAUGAGUGGGGUUGCCCCAGAUGACCCCACCAGUUCCCCGGUCCCUGGCAGCCCCACCCCCCAACCUAAUGGGGAGUGCCACUCUCUGGGUACUGCAGGGGGCUCCCCAGAAGAGGAGCUGCCUCUGCCAGCCUUUGAGAAGCUGAGCCCCUACCCCACCCCAUCUCCGCCACACUCACUGUACCCUGGCCGCAAGGUAAUAGAGUUCUCUGAGGAUAAGGUUCGUAUCCCCCGCAACAGCCCCCUGCCCAACUGCACUUACGCUACGCGCCAGGCCAUUUCACUGAGCCUGGUGGAAGAGGGGAGUGAGCGGACCCGCCCUAGCCCAGUGCCCAGCAGCCCUGCCUCAGCCCAGGCCUCACCCCACCACCAGCCCAGUCCCGCCCCCCCAUCACUCAGUGCCCCAGCCAGCUCCACCAGCUCUGAAGAGGACCUGCUUGCUAGCUGGCAGCGGGCAUUUGUGGACCGCACCCCACCACCUGCCACCCUGACCCAGCGCACAGCCUUUGGACGUGAUGCCCUCCCUGAGCUACAGCACCAUUUUGCCCUUAGCCCCACUGAGAGAGAGGAGGUGGUUCAGGCACCUUCUUCCCUACCUGAUGAGAGUGGGCUUUUGCUACCAACAGAACCUGACUCUGGCUUUCCCAGGGAAGAGGAAGAGGAAGAGCUGAACCUGCCCACCAGCCCUGAGGAAGAGCGCCAGAGCCUGCUGCCCAGUAAUAGUGGCACAGAGGAGGGGCCUGGCUCUUCCCACACUGAGGGUAGGGUCUGGCCACUCCCCAGCUCCAGCCGUCCCCAGCGCAGCCCCAAGAGGAUGGGGGUGCACCACCUGCACCGCAAGGACAGCCUGACCCAAGCCCAGGAGCAGGGCAACCUGCUCAACUAGGGCCCCUGCUUGCCUUCCUGCCACUGCUGCACUGGGACUGCACAGAGGGCCCACACCUUUGCAGCUCAGGGUUCCCAGGCCAAGAUCUUGAACUCCUCUCUCCAGACCUGAAUAGCUCUGUUCCCUGUGUAGGUGGGGUCAGGUGGUGGGCCAAGCCAGGCCUUUCAGCUGCAUUGAUUGUGAAUGGCACCUAUUUGCCUCAUGGUUUUUUCCUUUUUGGAAUAUUUAUUCUCCAAAAGUUACAUGUGGUUGGGUCUCAAGCCCUUUCCUCCAAUCAGCCCAGCCCAGAUCAGGCUGUUCUGGGGAGCUGAGAGAUUUAUCAGUGUUCAUCAUUUUCCUUUCAUAUUCAUGGGUUUUGUUUUUUGGGGGGGUGGGUUAGGGCUUUCUUUGGGGUUAUUAACCUUUAAUUUCUGUUUUCUGCCUGUUUUCCUCUCCCCUAAAUUAUCUGCAUGAGCUGUUGUCCUCAAGGGGCCUGGCACAGCUGGCCCUCGGGGAUGAGGGAGAGGACUGACUCAGGGCUCCCCUCAGCCAUUUCCUCCCUCCCUCUGGAAGGGAGGGUGGGGUUCAGGGCAUCAAGCUGGGCUCUGGGUGAGCUCUGGCCCCCCUCUCAACCUUGGCUCUAGACUGUUACUCCCAGCUUUGGGAAAUUUUCUCAUUGACGACUAUUUUAAAAUCAAAUAAAGCUAUUUUACUGGUAUGGCCUAA
Messenger RNA from Galeopterus variegatus (Sunda flying lemur), 2771 nucleotides. RefSeq names its product tight junction associated protein 1 (peripheral) (gene TJAP1). Gene Ontology annotation, biological process: Golgi organization. Lineage: Eukaryota; Metazoa; Chordata; Mammalia; Dermoptera; Cynocephalidae. Gene Ontology annotation, cellular component: trans-Golgi network. The record is from RefSeq and is a predicted model, not a curated record. The transcript is spliced from 12 exons. The coding region runs from base 387 to 2066 and encodes 559 amino acids.